AUGCUCUCCUCCCCUGAUUCACUCGAGGCGUUGAGAUGUCGUUUCGAGAUAUCCGAGGCGGUAGAAUUCGUCCUUCCAGAGAAGAAUGACCGAGCCGACAAACCCCUUGAGAAUCACUUUACUCUGUACGAGGCAUUCUUUGAGCUUUGUUUUCUUCUGUUUCCGAUCCCCGGAGUUAUCCUUGAGUACCUCUGGAAACAUGGGAUCUCAAUCGGGCAGAUCAUGCCGAGGGGUCUGCGGCACAUGAUCGGUAUUCUGGUUCGAAGCUUUGAAUGCGGGCUCGAUAUUGAACUGAAUCACCUGCUAAACUUGUUGGAGAUCAGAAAAGCUCUGAAGGGAGACAGAUUUUACAUCUCCAACAAGUCCAACCGCCGGAUCAUAGGUGGUUUUCCAAGCAAGGAUCAGUUUUGGACCGAGCGCUUCUUCUAUGUCUUGGUGAACGAGGCGUCAGUCGGCGAGGAUUACGUUCAAAAAACCAAGACCGCUUCGGGACCACUUGUUCGGAACAUUUUUCCCCAAAUUCCCGACGACCUCUUUGUUGUCCGAGAUUCUCUUGCGGCUCGGAGAGUUAAUUGGAGGAAGCAUUUUACAUUCGAGAGAGUGGAAAGAGCGGGAGCCAUUCUUGUCGGAGUUCCUGUUAGCUCUUCGUCUUCAAAUUCCUCACAAGACAUAAGGGAGAAAAUGGUGAUCAUUACUCUUAGAGAUAAGAAAAGGCGUGAGGAAGAAGAAGCUGCGAGACGAGCCGCUGAGGCGGCUCAAACAGAGACCGAGGCUGUCCCUCAGAACGAUCCGCCGAGCCGUGAAGGUGAAGGCACAGUCCGAGCCGCGGAGGCACACGUUGCCGAGGCAACCGAGAAAGAAGUAGCGCCCGAGGUGGAACCGGGCGAAAUUAUUCCCGAGGCGUCGAAAGAUGACGCUGCGGCGCGGAGUAAAACUCCUUCCAACUCGGCUUUUCUGGCUCUUCCGAAGUCAUCGAGACCCCCGACUUUGCUUUUACAGAAGCAUGAUUCUGGCCGAAAACGUUUGGCCGCUGAUAAGGGGAAGGGCGUAGCUAUCCAAAAGGACAAGCCGGCCAAGAAGAAACGCAAGAAGGCGUGUCGACGACCCUGA
Eutrema salsugineum is the source of this 1110-nucleotide messenger RNA. RefSeq lists its product as uncharacterized. Bases 1 to 1110 code for a protein of 369 amino acids. NCBI's taxonomy places the organism in Eukaryota, Viridiplantae, Streptophyta, Magnoliopsida, Brassicales, Brassicaceae. The record is from RefSeq and is a predicted model, not a curated record. The transcript has 2 exons.